CACAGUGAUAAUGUUGUCUUCAUUCCCCUAGCAAUUCUUGUCCCUUUCUGUUUUUAAUAAUUAUUCUAAUCUAAGAUGCUUUUCCAGAUUGCAGACGAGACAGAGUCGCAUUCAAGCGAUUCAAUGUCUGAUAAGGACAGUUUGAAAGCGAUUCGUGAUUUUUGUAAGAUACAUGAACCUGAGAGAAAAUCUGUAAACAGUUGUGGAGGUUCAAAACAAAUUUUACCUGAUAGAACUUCAGACUGGAAAUUAACACAUACAAAUCUCCUUCAUGUUUUUUACAAGAAUGAUUACCUUCUAAAUCCAACAGAUGUAUUACAAACUAUGCAAAUGUUACAUGAACUUGACGAAAAACAAAAACAAUAUGUGUCUUGUCUGCAGAAUUUUCUAAAGUUUGAUUCAAAUUUGCACGAAUUUUGUCACAGUCCAGUUUUGGUAAAAGAGAAGCUUGACAGAUUAUUACCUAAACGAGAAAGUUUAAAUGAACUUCAGACAUGCAAUGAAGUAUCUGUCAGCACAUUGAAGGGUGAUAGGUUUAUCACUGCAUUAUAUAGACUGCAUGAUAAAAUUCAGAAACAGAGAAGGGCUCGUUACAGAUUGAAUGAAGGCAUGUUUACUCAGUUAGUCCUUACACUUGGUGAAAUAUGUUCCUUGGAGGGGGAGCGGUGUUCAAGUGGAGAUGAGUCUAUUUGGUGUAAUUUGAGAGGAUGUAAGCGUGUCAUUUCAAAUCCAGAUUGUCGUUUCUACAAACAGGGGCAUUUAAUGAAUGAUAAUUGUGCACCAGUUAAGCCAACUACUGUUGUAUCUAUUCAUGAGGUGAAAAAUGCUAAGAAAUUUGAAGGUUUAGAACAUCCAGAAAAAAAGAGAAAAAGAAAGAGAUUUAAAAGGUCACACUUUUCAACUGAAGAAUCUGAAUCUUGCUCAUCGUCUGGUAUAUCUAGGUGGUCAUCUGGACAGCUACUGGACAUUUCAAAAGAACCAAUACCAGAAAUAAUUGCUGAUUUGAAUGUGAAAGUUCUUGGACAGCAUGCCGGUGAACUUCUGCUGGACCUUCAUGAAUAUGGUUUAGAUGACCACAUAUCAAAGCUGACAUCACCAGGACUGAUUAUAGAUGGCACCAAGGUAUACUUUACUCUAUUGGAAAUGUCAAAGAGUCAUUAUGAAAAGCUGUGCAAGAAUGUUGAACUUGAUGAAACUGACAGAGCUAUAAUUUAUUAUUCCAGACCAUUAGACAUUUUACAUCUUGAAAGUCGCAACAAACUGAUAGAAAACUUUGUACGGUUAAACAACAUUUAUUAACCAAGUUAUUAUUUGAUCAUGAACUUUAAUAAUUGAUGGUGCUGACUGGUGUGGAUAGUUUAGUUCAUCAUUAUACCCCCGCUUUAAAAAAGGGGGGGUAUACUGUUUUACCUCUGUCUGUCCGUCCAUCAGUCGGUCUGUCAGUCAGUCCGUCCCAUGGAUAUUCCGUCUGUCAGUCAGUCCGUCCCAUGAAUAUUUUUAGUCGCUUUUUUCUUAGGAACUACAUUAUAAGGAUUUCUGAAAUUUGGUUUCAGGGUUUAUCUUAGUCAGCUAUACCGUGUGAUGCGUUUGUUUUCAGAUUAAUCAUUGAAAACUUCCUGUUUACCGAAAACUUGUAUGAUUUUACACAUGAUAGCCAAGUUGAAAAUUUUCGUCACACUUUUCUCAGGAACUACAAUACAAGGAAUUCUGAAAUUUGGUUUCAUGAUUUAUAUAAGUCAGCUAUACCGUGUGAUGCUUUUUCAGAUUCAUCACUUGACAACUUCCUGUUUACCGAACACUUGCAUAUUUUUACACUAUUUAUUUUUUCAUCGCAUUUUUCUCAGGAACUACAAUACAAGGAUUUCUGAAAUUUUGUUUCUGGGUUUAUCUUAGUCAGCUAUACCGUGUGAUGUGUUUUCAGAUUGAUCACUUGACAACUUCCUGUUUACAGAACACUUGUAUGAUUUUACACAUGAUAGCCAAGUUGAAAAUUUUCGUCACACUUUUCUCAGGAACUAAAAUACAAGGAUUUCUGAAAUUUGGUUUCAGGAUUUAUAUAAGUCAGCUUUACCGUGUGAUGCGUUUUCAGAUUCAUCACUCGACAACUUCCUAUUUACCGAACACUUGCAUAUUUUACACUAUUUAUAUUAUCCACUUGCGGCGGGGGUAUCAUCAGUGAGCAGUAGCUCGCAGUUUCACUUGUUUAGACUUCAUGCAACUUAAGAAACUGUAUAAACUCUCUUUGUUUGGUAUACAAAGUAUAUUGUUAUACAUUGUACUGACAUUUAUAUCUAAAAUAUUUACCUCAUAUUUUACAUUGGUUUUAAAACUCUUCAAAUUUUGAUAAAAAAAAAAGGUAUCCAAGGUAUUACAUUUAUUAAUUACUUGACACAUAUUUUAUGCUGUUUCUGGUCAUUCUUCUUCAUUAACUUGUUGAUUUGUA
Messenger RNA from Mytilus trossulus (common blue mussel), 2443 nucleotides. RefSeq lists its product as uncharacterized. The transcript has 5 exons. NCBI's taxonomy places the organism in Eukaryota, Metazoa, Mollusca, Bivalvia, Mytilida, Mytilidae. Bases 76 to 1299 code for a protein of 407 amino acids. The record is from RefSeq and is a predicted model, not a curated record.